Molecule: messenger RNA, 3991 nt
Organism: Alligator mississippiensis (American alligator)
Lineage: Eukaryota; Metazoa; Chordata; Crocodylia; Alligatoridae
Gene: MAP4K3
Product: mitogen-activated protein kinase kinase kinase kinase 3
Exons: 33
Coding region: 95-2725 (876 amino acids)
Biological process (GO): protein phosphorylation
Molecular function (GO): ATP binding; MAP kinase kinase kinase kinase activity
Source: RefSeq, a predicted model, not a curated record
GGCAGGUGAGCGCUGCCGGCCGCCCCCUCCCCACGCCCCGGCCCGGCCCGCCCCGCCCCCUCCCCCCCACCGCGCCCGGGCUGGCGGCGGCGCCAUGAGCAGCGGGCGGGUGUGCGACCUGUCCCGGCGGAACCCGCAGGAGGACUUCGAGCUCAUCCAGCGCAUCGGCAGCGGCACCUACGGCGACGUCUACAAGGCUCGGAAUGUUAACACUGGUGAGCUAGCAGCGAUUAAAGUAAUAAAACUAGAACCAGGGGAAGAUUUUGCUGUUGUGCAGCAGGAAAUCAUUAUGAUGAAAGACUGUAAACAUCCAAACAUUGUUGCUUAUUUUGGCAGCUAUCUCAGACGAGAUAAGCUAUGGAUUUGCAUGGAGUUCUGUGGAGGUGGUUCUUUACAAGACAUUUAUCAUGUGACUGGACCACUUUCAGAACAUCAGAUUGCCUAUGUUAGCAGAGAAACACUACAGGGAUUGUGUUAUCUUCAUAGUAAAGGAAAAAUGCACAGAGAUAUAAAGGGAGCAAAUAUUCUUUUAACGGAUAAUGGCCAUGUAAAAUUAGCCGAUUUUGGAGUCUCUGCACAGAUAACAGCUACAAUUGCCAAAAGGAAAUCUUUCAUUGGCACCCCAUAUUGGAUGGCUCCAGAAGUUGCUGCAGUUGAAAGGAAAGGUGGCUAUAACCAACUGUGUGAUCUUUGGGCAGUUGGAAUAACAGCUAUAGAACUUGCAGAACUUCAGCCUCCAAUGUUUGACUUGCAUCCAAUGAGAGCAUUGUUCUUAAUGACAAAAAGCAACUUUCAACCUCCAAAGCUAAAAGAUAAAAUGAAAUGGUCAAAUACUUUCCAUCACUUUGUGAAAAUGGCACUUACAAAAAAUCCUAAAAAGAGACCUACAGCUGAAAAACUACUACAGCAUCCUUUUGUUACGCAGCCUUUAAAUCGAACACUUGCUAUUGAACUUUUAGAUAAAAUGAAUAAUCCUGAUCACUCUACUUACCAUGAUUUUGACGAUGAUGAUCCUGAGCCUCUUCUUGUGCCUCAUAGAAUUCACUCAACGAGUAGAAAUGUGAGAGAAGAAAAAACACGUUCUGAAAUAAACUUUGGGCAAGUAAAGUUUGAUCCACCUUUAAGGAAAGAGACAGAGCCACAUCACGAAUUUGAUUUACAAGUAGAAUAUGGUCAUAGCCCCCACAGUGGCUACUUCCUAGGUGCAAAUAAGAGUCUUCUAAAAUCAGUUGAAGAAGAACUGCAUCAGCGGGGACAUGUGGCACAUUUAGAAGAUGAUGAUGAUGAUGCAGAUGAUGACGCUAAACACUCUACUAUGAAAGCCAAAGUGCCACCACCUUUACCACCAAAGCCUAAAUCCAUCUACAUACCACAUGAAACUCAUUCCUCUGAAGAAGAUAGUCAAGGAACAAUCAAGAGAUGCCCUGUCUCAGAGAGUCCAGGAAAGUCGGCAUCACAGGUUCCACCUAGACCACCCCCUCCACGGCUACCUCCCCAGAAGCCUUAUGCUUUAGGUAAUGGAGUGAAUUCUAUACAGUUAAAUGGUGACAGAGAGGCAUCCCCACGUCAACAACAGAAUGAAAAUAGAGACACUAAUUUUUUAAGGAAAGAAAAGAAGGAAAUACUGAAACCAAUUAGUAAUGGUCUUCCUCCCACACCUAAAGUGCAUAUGGGUGCUUGCUUUUCAAAGGUGUUUAAUGGAUGCCCGUUAAAAAUUCAUUGUGCAACAUCAUGGAUAAAUCCAGAUACAAGAGAUCAGUACUUGAUAUUUGGUGCAGAGGAAGGGAUAUAUACCCUGAAUCUCAAUGAACUGCAUGAAACAUCAAUGGAACAGUUGUUUCCCCGAAGAUGCACAUGGUUGUAUGUAAUGAACAAUUGCUUGUUAUCAAUAUCCGGUAAAGCUUCUCAGCUUUAUUCACAUAAUUUACCAGGUCUCUUUGAUUAUGCACGACAAAUGCAAAAGUUACCUGUUGCUAUUCCAGCACAUAAGCUUCCUGACAGAAUACUCCCCAGGAAGUUUGCUGUAUCUACUAAAAUUCCUGACACCAAAUGGUGUCAAAAAUGUUGUGUUGUGAGGAAUCCUUACACAGGCCAUAAAUACCUUUGUGGAGCACUACAGACUAGCAUUGUUUUGUUGGAAUGGGUUGAACCAAUGCAGAAGUUUAUGUUAAUCAAGCACAUCGAUUUUCCUGUACCUUGUCCACUAAGAUUGUUUGAAAUGCUGGUAGUACCUGAACAGGAGUUCCCUUUAGUUUGUGUUGGCGUUGCUAGAGGGAGAGACUUCAACCAGGUGGUGAAGUUUGAGACUGUCAACCCAAAUUCUACCUCUUCGUGGUUUACAGAAACAGACACUACAGAAACAAGUGUUGUACAUGUAACACAGCUGGAGAGAGAUACCAUUUUGGUGUGUUUGGACUGUUGUAUAAAAAUAGUAAAUCUGCAAGGCAGAUUAAAAUCUAGCCGAAAACUGUCAUCAGAGCUCACAUUUGAUUUCCAGAUUGAAUCAAUAGUCUGUCUACAAGACAGUGUGUUAGCUUUCUGGAAACAUGGCAUGCAAGGAAGGAGUUUUAGGUCAAAUGAGAUCACACAGGAAAUUUCUGACAACACAAGGAUAUUCAGGCUACUUGGAUCUGACAGGGUUGUGGUAUUGGAAAGUAGGCCAACGGAUAAUCCAACAGCCAACAGCAAUUUAUACAUCCUGGCAGGUCAUGAAAACAGUUACUGAGAAUCAGGCAUGACAGAUGACUGUGAGAAGAAAACACUACUGCUGCAACCAUAAUGGAGGACUGAAAUUGCACAUGAGCUGCAGUUACUUUGUAAUUUAUUGUGGCAUGAGAGAAAGGUGACAAUUUUGUUGAAGUAGUAUGGACACGCUUAGCAUAUUAUACCACAGAAGUGCUUGAUUCACUGUUAUGUAAUCUUUGUACAUAUGCGGUAUUUUUCAGUGAAACAUUGAUGAAGACCUACACUGACUUUAUGUAGAUAAUGGUCCUUCUCUUAUGUACAAGUGUCUUACCUGUACAGAUAUAAAGGCUGCCAAGGCUGCAAAAAUACAGUUGGGGUACUAUUUUAAGGACUUCUUGUGUGGUUAUUAUAAAAUGGGAUGCUAGCAAUGAACAUAAUGCGUUUAAUAACACUAUUGUAUUUUAUUAUAUGUAAUUUACUAAUACAAAUAAAUCUUAAGUUUCAGACAUUGUAACCAAGGCUGUAAAUGGAUUACAAUCCUGUUUUUCAUUUUUAUGCAAGUACACUGGUCUUCAUGUUUGCACAAAGUAUUGAUCUGUGAUGUAUUUAGUCACAAAGGUAAGCUGUGACUUUGUGGAUAUGACUUGGGCUUCUAAGUACCUUUUUUAGUUUAUUUGGGUAGUUUUCUUUGUGAAACAAACCAAUUAAGCACCUGUAUUUUUCUAUUUAAGUACUUCUCUAUGCUUGAAAACAAUACCUUCUGGAAUGGGUAUGAAUCCCAGAAUAGUGGUACCUUGCUGUAACACUUCAAUAGUUGUAUGAAUGAUUAGUAUAUACAGUGAUAAAAUUAGCAUUCUUCAGAGACUUCAGUAAACAUUUUCAUAUCAUGAUGAAGAACUGUAACAUUCCACAUUGUGGAAAUGGUUUGAAGAUCUUGUUACAUGUUGACUUUUUUUGGCCUUAUAACCAUUUUCACACUUUUCUUGAUUUUAGGAUGUUAACACAUGGCCAAAAUAAUUUAGUUACUACCUCAUACAAACAAUAUAACCGUUGCUACACAUCACAGGAACUUAGUUUUGAUCAAAAUUAUUUUUGAUUGAUAUUUUCCAGUGGAGUAUGUAAUUGCCAAGUUUUAGCAAAAUGCACAUAUUUGGCUCUUUUUUGUAUAUGUUCUUUAUAUUUUAUUGUGAUAAUACACACUAAGAACAAAACUAAAGUGGUUUAUAGUCUGCAUUAUUGUUGUGAUUGGUAAUGCUUUUGAGCGUGUUCCCUAGUGUAUAUAAUGUAAAAUAAACAUUUUUUAACA